GUCACAGGAGGCGGGACCAGCGCUGCUGCCGGGUGCUGGAGGCGCCAUUGGAGCCGGCUUGGCUUGCGAGCUCCGCUGAGGAGCCGGAGCUUGGGCCAGUGUUACAACCGCGACCGCUCUUGGUCCCUGGCCCGACAGCGGCAUGGCGUGCGGGGCGACGUUGAAGCGGCCCAUGGAGUUCGAGGCGGCGCUGCUGAGCCCGGGUUCCCCGAAGCGGCGGCGCUGCGCCCCUCUGCCCGGCCCCACUCCGGGCCUCAGGCCCCCGGACGCCGAGCCGCCGCCGCUCCAGAUGCAGACCCCACCGCCGACUCUGCAGCCGCCCGCCCCUCCCGGCAGCGAGCGACGCCUUCCAACUCCCGAGCAAAUUUUUCAGAACAUAAAACAAGAAUAUAGUCGUUAUCAGAGGUGGAGACAUUUAGAAGUUGUUCUUAAUCAGAAUGAAGCCUGUCCUUCGGAAAGUCAGUCUCACUCCUCAGCACUCGCAGCACCUAGUUCUCCAGGUUCCUCCUGGAUGAAGAAGGACCAGCCCACCUUUACUCUCCGACAAGUUGGAAUAAUAUGUGAGCGUCUCUUAAAAGACUAUGAAGAUAAAAUUCGGGAGGAGUAUGAGCAAAUCCUCAAUACCAAACUAGCAGAACAAUAUGAAUCUUUUGUGAAAUUCACACAUGAUCAGAUUAUGCGACGAUAUGGGACAAGGCCCACAAGCUAUGUGUCCUGAAGCUUUCUUGCAUAUCUGGGUACCAGGUUUGACCUCAAGAGAUGGCUGCUGUACACUUUUUGCAACUGGUUUGAUAUCACAUUUCAGCUCCAACUUUGCAUCCUGAGAACACUUAAACGUUUCUGCAGGUCCAUUUUAUACAACUUGAAAGACCGUAAAACUUUCUGGUUGCCACAAGCAUAUCUUUCUUUUCUGCUCAUCCAAUAAACGGUUAUGCCCUACUGUGAUAGAUUUUCCAAACAUAAUAUCUGGAGCAGCAGUUUAGCAAAAUAUGCCCUCAGUGGCAUGCAACAUACGGAGUUUCCCCAAGCACAGUUCUGUAAGAAGUGUGUGUGAGAAUGUGUGUAUAUGUGUGUGUGUGUAUUUUAAGUUAUUAUUUGUAUUGUGCAAAUUUUUUUGAUCUUGGGGAUCCUGGCUGUGAAUUUGAUGCACGACAAUUAUGGUUAAAAACAUUUGCUUGGUCUACAGAAGAUCAUUAAUGUUUUGUGACCAUAUAAGUUGUAACCAUGGGUUGUUUUAUGUGUAGGUAUUACUGUUAAAUACAGGGACUGUAUCCAGGCACAGAAUAUGAAUCAUAAGUUAGGAUGGACAUUAGAUGUGAUUAUAAUGAUAUAGCAAAGGUCUGUGGUUCUAGGUCUACAAAUGCACGGUGAGGAAUUAGAACAAACCAGAGACGCGCCAUUUGAUACAAGGACUCUGCCUAGCCGUGUUAGAAAAAUACUUUGACUCCAAGCCUUAAAAUACCCACAUGGAGUCUGUGCUCACCUCAUUCACACAAAGAGCUCCCUGGACACUGAACGUCUGAAAAGAAAAAGUCUCCCCUGGAGCAGGAGCAUCAGGGCUCACUUGGGGAGCAUCACACAGGUGAGCACGGGGCUGGGCCAGACCCCACGGCGCUGCUACGUGGGAGGAGCCGCUUCACCUUUCUAUCGGUUACACGUAGAUUGGAUCCUUUGGUCAGCUUCCCCCAAAUUCUGUUGAGAGGUGCCCAUGUUCAACUGCUUGAUCUUUGUUUUGGCAACCCCUGCCCGAAAUUGCUCACAGACUGCUCUUCACCUUGUUGCCAAGGCUGAGGAACAGAAAGUAGCCUCUGUUUUGAGGAGGUGGAAGUUAAGUAUACAUUUAUUUUUUACUGUGACUUGUUCAGGACCACAUUUUACAAAAUGCCUUGUUUCAUUUAUUAUUGUUUCUGGAAAGGAAAAUUCUAAUAAAAUUGUUUUAGUUUAAAUAUAGAAUAGUUUUUUUUAAUUAGGGCUUAUUUUGAAAAAUUCUGAGGUUAAUUCAAAUGUAUGCCAAUACCUUCCAAAGUAAGGUAAUAUUCAGAGACAGUUCUGAUCAGAUGGCUUAGAGAAAUUUCUGGAAUAUUCACAUUGGAAGAUUCCUUAUUAAUGAAUGUCUUUGACUUAAAUCUAACCAAAAACUGCAAUGUUAUUCUUUGUACAUUUUCAUUAUAUCGUGUUAACAAGCUUAGUUGCAAACAAAUAAAAUACUUAAGCUAUUUGUUUACCUUGCCUUCUUAAUACUGUGAUAAUAUUUAUUAAUUAAAAUAAUUUGUGUGAGGCUGCUGUAACCAUUUUCCCAAUUCAACGUUACAUUUAAGAGUUACAGACUUUUUUUUAAGCCCAGCAGUCAUCUUUUGAUAAUUAAAGAAUUAUUUUACUUCCUAUUUGAAGGGCAAUUUGUUUCAUCUCUUCUUUUUCCAGGGUAGUCACUUGUUCCUGGAAGAGGGGCAUAGCAGUGGCAGUGAUGGGAGUGGCCUUACAGUGGGAUAGUCACACCAAAACUUUUGAAGGGGCCAUCAAAAGUCCUAAAGGAUGGACUAGGAAUAGGGAAUACUGCCUCACUGAAGUCUUCUUGUUAAGGAUCAGUGUGAUGUGCUCACUCACUAUUGUAAGUGUCAGCCCCAUCUGCUAAGUGGCUUCUGACUGGGAAGUAGAGUAAGUUUAUAUAAGAACAAUGACAGGCUGUCGUAUCAUGAUAUGGUUGCCCUUUGGGACCACAGGGUAAGACCACACUACCGUGGCUGGGUUUUGGGAUCUCCUGCAAAUGGGCUAGAUAUGUUUGUUUAGUGUUUUAUCCAGAAAAGAUGGUUCCUAGGAUAGGUAACGGGGACCUGUAAGGUAGGCCUUCCUUAGACUGGCAAAAGGAGUUUUUCCCUAGAUCUUGAUUUCUAGGGCUUGAAUUUAGGGACAUUCCCAGAUAGGGAAGUGUCUUUGUCCCAUGGGGACAGGUUAAGGCCCAGGAAGGAAGUCAACCUACAGAGACCAGUAACGGAUGGGCCAGGACCUGUGGUCUCAGAACAGCCAUAUUUAGUGAGCUAGUUAAAUUUUUUUUCUCUUAAUUUUAUUUAUCCUUUAUAUUGGUAAAGUCUUAAGCUUAAGGGGAAUGAAAGAAGUGUCCUUGCCUAGGUCAGAGGAGUACAGAGGCAGUGAUGAGUGUUAAGAGCUCUCCAAGGAGAAGAACAUCAGGGAUAUAAGCACUUGGGCCAGCUUCCACACAUGGUGACUCUUGUCUGCUCAUUAGGGAGUAUUGGUUGGCUAGUAUCGUAGUUAAAGGAAUGGCUUUUGGAUGUUUGUAGCCCUAGAUUUACUCUGCUCUGCCACUAGUUUGCUAUGUGAGCCUUGCCAAGUAACUGAACUUUCUGAGCCAUAAUUUUAUUUGUAAAACAAGGGUAAUUGGUUUUGUUUUCAAAUGCAAGAUUAAAUUAAAUAGUCCAUGUAAAGAAAGUAUUUAGCACAGCUUGGAACAUAGAAUAUGCACCUGAAAAUGUUACAGCAAGUUUCGUUACAGUGGUCUUCAUCAGCUCUGAAGACCAAAAUCUUCCUAUCUGCAGCAGUGAUUCUCAACUUUACAGUAUGAAGGAGC
Messenger RNA from Rhinolophus ferrumequinum (greater horseshoe bat), 3583 nucleotides. RefSeq names its product akirin 1 (gene AKIRIN1). NCBI's taxonomy places the organism in Eukaryota, Metazoa, Chordata, Mammalia, Chiroptera, Rhinolophidae. Gene Ontology annotation, biological process: positive regulation of myoblast differentiation; positive regulation of transcription by RNA polymerase II; positive regulation of lamellipodium assembly. Gene Ontology annotation, molecular function: transcription coregulator activity. Gene Ontology annotation, cellular component: nucleus; chromatin. The coding region runs from base 143 to 718 and encodes 191 amino acids. The transcript is spliced from 5 exons. The record is from RefSeq and is a predicted model, not a curated record.